AUGGGUGGUUCUCUCUGCAGGACAAACAAGUGCAUAUGGGAGGAGCCUGCAGGGCCCGGCGUUAACUCAGCACCUACCUUCCGACCUGGGAUGAGCCCUACUGCAUUGCGAGCCGAACCGGGCCCACGUCUGUCUUGAUUCAUCCGUUCCCAAUCAGCAUUCCGCUGCAAUGUCGGGGAAGCUGAGCAGCAAGGAGAUGGGCCAGUCCAGCCAGUAUGUGGGGCCUUACCGGCUGGAGAAGACCCUUGGGAAGGGACAGACCGGACUGGUAAAGUUGGGUGUCCACUGUAUAACAGGGCAGAAAGUGGCCAUAAAGAUUGUCAACAGAGAAAAACUGUCAGAAUCAGUUCUCAUGAAGGUGGAAAGAGAAAUAGCGAUUCUCAAACUAAUCGAGCACCCUCACGUUCUGAAGCUGCAUGAUGUCUAUGAAAAUAACAAGUAUCUGUACCUGGUGUUGGAGCAUGUGUCUGGUGGGGAGCUCUUUGACUAUCUGGUGAAAAAGGGAAGGUUGACCCCCAAAGAGGCCAGGAAGUUCUUCCGGCAGAUCAUCUCCGCUCUGGACUUCUGCCAUAGUUACUCCAUAUGUCAUAGAGACUUGAAGCCUGAGAAUCUUCUCCUGGAUGAGAAGAAUAACAUCAGGAUAGCAGAUUUUGGCAUGGCCUCACUCCAAGUUGGGGAUAGUCUACUGGAAACUAGUUGUGGAUCCCCACAUUAUGCUUGCCCUGAAGUAAUAAGGGGAGAGAAGUACGAUGGCCGCAGGGCAGAUGUCUGGAGUUGUGGAGUCAUCCUCUUUGCUCUUCUUGUGGGCGCUUUGCCGUUUGACCAUGACAACCUACGGCAGCUUCUAGAAAAAGUUAAAAGCGGAGUGUUCCACAUGCCCCACUUUAUACCCCCUGACUGUCAAGCAUUGCUCAAAGGAAUGAUAGAAGUCAACCCUGACAAGAGACUCACGUUAGAAGCAAUACAGAUCCACGCCUGGUACCAAAGCGGCCGAAAUGAGCCAUGCCCUGAGCAGCCACUGCCCCGCCGUGUGUGCGUCACCAGGGUGCUGUCGUUGACCGACCUGGACCCCGACGUCCUGGAAAGCAUGUAUUCUUUAGGGUGCUUCCGGGAUCGGGUCAAACUCACACGGGACCUUACAAGUGAGGAAGAGAACCAGGAAAAAAUGAUUUACUACCUCCUGUUGGACAGAAAAGAGCGUUACCCCACCUAUGAGGAUGAGGAUCUGCCCCCCAGAAAUGACGCUGACCCUCCCAGGAAGCGUGUGGACUCCCCUAUGUUGAGCCGUCAUGGACGCUGUAGACCUGAGAGGAAGAGUCUGGAGGUCUUGAGUGUCACUGAUCAAGGCUCUCCCACCCCCCCUCGCAGGAACCUGGACACUAAUGCACACAGUCAAAGGUCUCGUUCGGUGAGUGGAGCGUCCACAGGUCUGUCCUCAAGUCCUCUCAGCAGUCCCAGGAGCCCGGUGUUCACUUUCAGCCAAUCAGAAGUCAACUCAGCUUCCUCCUCCAAAGAUCCCAAACCAGCGAGCGCGACCACCGCUCGGCCUAUCCGCCCAGCACCCGACCCCAAAACUCAGACCCUGCCCUCAAAGGGCCCCGCUGAGCGCCCCCAUCUCAACUCCAUGAAGUCCCUCCCUCUCCAGACACCGCGCACACCCUCACCCUCCCCCUCCCCCCUCCUCUCACCCAUCCCACGCUUUUUCAACUUCCCUUCCCCCUCUGUCUUCAAGUCCAAAAACGCCCACUCGUCCUCUAACUCCUCUGCCGCCACUCCUCCCGUGUCGCAGGUCACGCCGCAGGGCUCGCCACUCCCCACCCCGCUGGGCACGCCCGUGCACCAAAUGCAACACCCUUCCUCCACCACCCCUCCCUCCUCUUCCUCCUCGUCUUCUUCUCCCAGAGCGGACGGGUCCGGGGGGGCUUCUCUGUCGCUGACUCCGCCCUCCAGCCCGGGGAGCAGCGGCGGUCUGGCCUCUUCAAGCUCCGCCCACUGGAGGACAAGGCUCAACUCGUUCAAAAACAACCUGCUGGGGUCGCCACGAUUCCAUCGACGCAAACUUCAAGUUCCAACUUCAGAGGACAUGUCAAGUUUGACUCCAGAGUCCAGUCCAGAACUGGCUAAAAAAUCCUGGUUCGGUAACUUCAUUAGCCUGGAGAAGGAGGAGCAAAUCUUUGUUUUAAUUCGAGACAAACCCCUCAGCUCGAUAAAAGCCGACAUCGUUCAUGCGUUUCUCUCUAUCCCGUCCCUCGGCCACAGUGUUGUGUCUCAGAACAGUUUCCGGGCAGAGUACAAGUCCUCCGGUGGCCCCUCUGUCUUCCAGAAGCCUGUCAAGUUUCAAGUGGACAUUGGUUUCUCUGAGGGAGACAGAGAGCAAGAGAGGGAGCGAGCAGAAAGGGAAGGCAGAAGAGAGAUGGGUAUAUACAGCGUCACUUUCACCCUAAUAACAGGUCCCAGUCGCAGAUUCAAGAGGGUGGUGGAAACCAUUCAGGCUCAGCUCCUUAGUACUCAUGAUCAGCCUUCUGUGCAGGCACUGGCUGAUGAGAAGAACGGCAAACCUUCCCGCCCGCCCAGCACACCUUCGCGUCAGAAUUCCAGGCGUUCGGAAAGCGACUGUGAGAAAGAGCGCGCGGCGGACGCGGCGAGCGCAAGCGGAAGCCACGCCGGGAGCGUCUUACAAAGGCAAGGCUCGGGGAAAGACAAGGCCAGACUUCUCUCUGCCACCAACGGGACGCAGUCGCAUCCCUGAAAAGAAUGUCGCGAAGGAGAGGCGGGAUAUCUCCUUUUACCCUUUCCUGUAUCCUUCCCACAUCAUCGCAGUUUUCUUCCUUUCUGCCUUGCUCUUUGGCCAUCAUUCCCACGCAAAGGAUUGGCAGAUUUGCUUUAAGCUCAACUAUAUAUGUAUGUGUAUAUAUAUAUAUACAUACAUAUACAUGUAUAUGUGUGCAUGUAUAUGCAU
This is a messenger RNA of Nerophis ophidion (straightnose pipefish), 2959 nucleotides long. RefSeq names its product serine/threonine-protein kinase BRSK2-like. The transcript is spliced from 20 exons. Gene Ontology annotation, molecular function: ATP binding; protein serine/threonine kinase activity; tau-protein kinase activity. Bases 170 to 2749 code for a protein of 859 amino acids. The record is from RefSeq and is a predicted model, not a curated record. NCBI's taxonomy places the organism in Eukaryota, Metazoa, Chordata, Actinopteri, Syngnathiformes, Syngnathidae. Gene Ontology annotation, cellular component: cytoplasm. Gene Ontology annotation, biological process: microtubule cytoskeleton organization; intracellular signal transduction; protein phosphorylation.